Messenger RNA from Neurospora crassa OR74A, 3673 nucleotides. RefSeq names its product ubiquitin ligase. Bases 836 to 3289 code for a protein of 817 amino acids. Lineage: Eukaryota; Fungi; Ascomycota; Sordariomycetes; Sordariales; Sordariaceae. The transcript is spliced from 7 exons. Gene Ontology annotation, biological process: ubiquitin-dependent protein catabolic process. The record is from RefSeq and is a predicted model, not a curated record. Gene Ontology annotation, molecular function: ubiquitin protein ligase activity; protein binding.
UUCUCGGUCGUUUUCCCUCCCAUCCUUUGGCUCAUCCGUCGGUUGCAACUUAGUGAAGGUCAUUGAGCUCUUCACCUGGACCUUCUUGGGGUUGGUCCGUCGAACCCAAGCUCACCCACCCGCCACUUCCAGCAGCUUCACCGCGACAAAACAACGACAGCAUUCAACCUCGACACUACUAACUAAAGGUACCCUUACCAGACGAACCUAGACAUCCGAGCGAGUUUACACUACCUGCUGGUUGAUCCACAGAAGUGGUUUCCUAAGUAUCAGACCUGCCUUGCCGACCUUGCUAGUACAGAGAUUACUUAGUAUUACCAAGCCACAGCCGUCCAACCUUGGCCUCUUGGAUUGCUUGGCCUUUCCUUGCAGUUCGCCUUCCGCCGCCGUGACUACCUGACAGCGUAAGAUACCCAAAGCGGGGGGGCCGGCUGGCCACACACGCACGAGUUACCAAGAGCAGCACAGCCUCACCACCUACGGGCGCUCAAGAGUCCCUCUAGCUUCCAUCUACCACCUACUGCCACCUACAGAAUUUCAUCCACCCUGCCGCAUCCAUUCCGUUGCCAGUGACUGCGCGUUCUCGUCAACGUCAGUGUCCAUCGCAAGGAGAGUUGGCCCUUUUGUAACAAUCAUUCAGCCUGCUUGUACCAUCGUCGACUUGUCCUCCUUUCAUCCCCGCCCCGCCUGCAUUCAGCCGCGAGUCCUCGAUCCCAAACGAGCGAGAGCGACCGACUACCCGACCCGAUUGCGACCAGCCUCUGCUUGGUCCAAGAAACGAGACGAAAACUUAAAGCCCCGCGUGCGAGUUUGUUGACGCGCUCCAUCUGCAACAAUGACCAGCAGCCGGGACUCGGGGCUGCCGGCCCAGCCCAAUCUCCGCGUAACAAUCAUCGCCGCCGAUGGUCUAUACAAGCGAGAUGUCUUCAGGUUUCCCGACCCGUUCGCCGUCGCUACCAUUAACGGUGAGCAGACAAAGACCACCCAGGUCUCCAAGCGUACCCUAAACCCAUACUGGAACGAACACUUUGAUUUCAAAGUGAAUGAGGACAGCAUUCUGGCUGUCCAGGUGUUCGACCAAAAGAAGUUCAAAAAGAAGGACCAAGGUUUCCUCGGUGUCAUCAAUGUCCGGAUAGGGGACGUAAUAGAAUUGGCUCCCGAUGCGGAAGAUCAGAUGCUCACGCGGGACCUUAAGAAAUCGACCGACAACCUUGUGGUGCACGGCAAACUGAUCAUAAACCUAUCUACUAACCUCACAGCAACUAUGAGUCGCCUCGGUCCCCCUCCAUCUUCGAGCAGACCAUCACUACUCACCCCUCAAAGUUCGGUUAUUUCUAACGACAGAGCGAACGAACGUCCUUCAUCAGCCAUGUCCGGACCUAAUGGAACCGCCAAUAACAUGACUUUGGCAAGCCGACCCGCCAGCCUGGCUGUUUCGUCGUCGUCGACAGCCCCGACCCCCGGGACAAAUGGAACAGCCCCAACGAACCCGUCGACCCUCGUUCCGGCGCAAGCCAGGCACCAUAGCACGCUUAGCCCCUUCGAAGAUUCAAUGGGAAGAUUGCCAGCUGGCUGGGAACGUCGCGAGGAUCAUUUGGGGAGGACAUAUUAUGUUGAUCAUAAUUCACGGACCACGAGCUGGAAUCGGCCAACUGGCACAGGGGCGGCCGAAAACCGUACCGCCGAAGCCAAUACUCAAGUCGAGCGUCAACGGCAUCAGAACAGAACACUUCCCGAGGACCGCACUGGCGCCAAUUCCCCCACCCUACAGCAGCAGCAAGCUGCCGCCACCGCCAAUGCUGCCACUAUGAUGCAUACCGGGGCGACAACCCCCGGAACCGGUGAAUUACCUGCUGGUUGGGAGCAGAGGUUUACCCCAGAAGGAAGGCCGUACUUUGUCGACCACAACACGCGCACUACUACCUGGGUCGACCCUCGACGCCAGCAGUACAUUCGCAUGUACGGUGGCCAGAACAACACGAACGGGACCAUUCAACAACAGCCGGUGUCCCAGCUCGGUCCCCUGCCUAGUGGUUGGGAGAUGCGGCUCACCAACACGGCUCGCGUCUACUUCGUGGAUCACAAUACCAAGACAACGACCUGGGAUGAUCCUCGUCUGCCUUCGUCGCUCGACCAGAACGUACCGCAGUACAAGAGAGACUUCAGGAGGAAGCUCAUCUAUUUCCGUUCGCAGCCUGCUAUGCGGAUCAUGUCCGGACAGUGUCACAUCAAGGUCAGGAGAUCGCACAUUUUCGAGGAUUCGUUUGCGGAGAUUUCGAGGCAAUCGGCGACGGACCUGAAGAAACGAUUGAUGAUCAAGUUCGACGGCGAGGACGGCCUCGAUUACGGCGGUCUGUCGCGCGAGUUCUUCUUCCUCCUUUCUCACGAAAUGUUCAAUCCAUUCUACUGCUUGUUCGAGUAUUCGGCCCACGAUAACUACACCCUCCAGAUCAACCCCCACUCGGGUAUCAACCCUGAGCAUCUCAACUAUUUCAAGUUCAUUGGCCGGGUCGUGGGUCUGGCUAUUUUCCACAGGCGAUUCCUGGAUGCCUUCUUCAUUGGCGCUCUGUACAAGAUGGUUCUCGGAAAGGCUGUCAGCUUGGCGGAUAUGGAGGGUGUGGAUGCCGAUUUCCAUCGGUCUCUGCAGUGGAUGCUGGAUAACGACAUCACCGACGUUCUUGACGCAACCUUCUCUACUGAAGACGAGCGGUUCGGCGUAAUCACGGAGGAGGAUCUAAUCCCCAAUGGUAGGAACAUUGCGGUCACAAACGAGAACAAGAAGGAGUAUGUCGAAUUGAUGGUGAAGUGGAGGAUCGAAAAGCGCAUUGAGCAACAGUUCCGGGCGUUCAAGGAUGGCUUCCAUGAGCUUAUCCCGCAGGAUCUGAUCAACGUGUUUGAUGAGCGCGAGCUUGAGCUGUUGAUUGGUGGUAUUGCCGAGAUCGAUGUCGACGACUGGAAGAAGCACACGGAUUACCGUGGUUAUACCGAGUCAGACGAGGUUAUCCAGUUCUUCUGGCAGACUGUUCGGUCGUGGGAUGGCGAGCAAAAGUCGAGAUUGCUCCAGUUCACGACCGGCACAUCCCGUAUCCCAGUCAACGGAUUCAAGGAUCUCCAGGGUAGUGAUGGUCCUCGUAGAUUUACGAUUGAGAAGGCAGGAGAGAUUACGAAUCUUCCCAAGGCGCAUACAUGUUUCAACCGGUUGGAUCUGCCACCGUACAAGUCUCUGGAGAUGCUGCAGCAAAAGCUUACGAUUGCUGUGGAGGAGACUAUGGGUUUCGGACAAGAAUAAAAGGACAAAAACAGGGGCGAUGAAUCAUGGACAGAGGGACGAAUAUGGUGAUAUGGGAUAUGGUGGUAUGGCUGCGAUGGCUGCAUGAAGGAAAGAACGGUACUGCUACACGAGUAUUGGGUGGCAUGCGUCGAAUUUAUGAUAGCAUCAAGCUUUUUUUUUUCUCAUCAAUUUAUUGUCCGACCCGUUUUGGUUUCUUUUUUGGGGCGAAGUUCAUUGGCACCGGAGAUUACUACUGUUACCUCGCCCCUCCCCGGUGCACAAGAGCUGUAUAUAAAUGGAUUGUUUGCUUGUUAUUGAUCCUUCAAGUAGUGAGCUUCAGCAUCCUGCUACUGGUAUACGUUCAAAUGUGGUGUUAUGGAAUUAGGCAAUGCCAAGUUUGUG